Molecule: messenger RNA, 861 nt
Organism: Caenorhabditis bovis
Lineage: Eukaryota; Metazoa; Nematoda; Chromadorea; Rhabditida; Rhabditidae
Source: the annotation of a GenBank genome assembly
AUGGUCAACGACAUCUUUAUCGAUUUCCGGAAGAAAUCGGCCACCCGCUCAUACUUAGCAAUCCACCAUUCCAAAUUCGGAACCGCCCACCUCGGGAUCAAGAAAACAGGAGCCCGAGUAAAACAGAUCGCAACAUGGCCGGAGAUGUCGAAAAACAUUCUGAACACCGUCCGCCAAUGCGAAACCUGUCAGGCAAACAAGGACCCGGCACAGUACCGCAUCUCCGCCGAAUUGGAACAACUACCCACCGCGACGCGCCCAUUCGAACGAGUACACGCUGACGUAGUCGGUCCAUUACCAGAAACACUGACCGGAAACAAGUACAUUUUCGUCUUCGUGUGCGCAUUUACCAAAUUCAUCAUUGCGGAAGUAAUGGCCAAUCAGAGAGCAGACACACUGGCCCGCAUCUUCACUAAUCGCGUGAUUGCCCGAUUUGGAGUGCCGGAAUUACUCAUCACGGAUCAUGGCACUAACUUUCUGAGCGCCUUCGCGGACUGCAACGACUACGCCGAGUUCCUCAAUCGAACACUCAGACGAAUCUACACCACGAGUCAACGGAACAUCGGCACAGGACGAGCGAUACAAUCCAAGAAAUCAGACAACCGGGCCAACCCAAACAACCCAAGAAUCAACAUCGGAGACCAUGUGAUGCUUCGGAAAAUAACAAGAAAUAAAAUCGCCCGCAUCUUCUCAGAACCACUUAAAGCCAUUGCAAUUGACGGACAGAACCUGACCGUAUCAUUGGGAACACGCUCCAACACUCGCAACCACCAAGAAAGGACAUACACAAUCCAUCGAAACCGCUGCAAGCUGCACACCCCAUCGUCAAACUCACCGGACACCGAUCCCAACCAACAAUAA